CAGCCUGUGCGGUGUCAUUGGAUCAUUGCAACGCCGCGAAGCGACGUGCAAAUUUUGCAUUUGCCGUUAGUAAUUUUGAGUUUUUUAAGUCAUGUCUCGAGGAACUAGUGCAGGGUUUGACCGGCAUAUUACCAUUUUUAGCCCUGAAGGUCGCUUGUAUCAAGUCGAAUAUGCCUUCAAAGCCAUCAACCAGCCUGGACUCACAUCUGUUGCAUGCAAAGGAGAUGAUACAGCGGUGUGUGUUACACAGAAGAAAGUCCCAGAUAAGCUGCUGGACCCCUCAACUGUGACGCACAUGUUCAAGCUGACCAAGAAUGUUGGCUGUGUGGUCACUGGCAUGCAUGCUGAUUCAAGGUAUCAGGUUAUGGUUGCUCAGCAUGAGGCCAAUAACUUCAAGUACAAGUAUGGCUAUGACAUGCCAAUUGAUGCGCUCUGCCGCCGUAUAGCUGACAUCAAUCAAGUCUACACGCAGAAUGCAGAAAUGCGACCUCUUGGCUGCAGCAUGAUCUUGAUCGCCUACGACGACGAGCUCGGCCCGUGCGUGUACAAAACUGACCCCGCCGGCUACUACUGCGGCGCCCGGGCGUGUGGCGCUGGCGCUAAGAACACUGAAGUUAAUUCCUUCCUCGAGAAAAAGUACCGAACAAAGACGCCCAUGGACCGUGACGCGACCAUCCAGCUCGCCAUCACGUGCCUCAUGACGGUGCUGAGCGCAGACUUCAAGCCCACUGAAAUUGAGGUCGGCAUCGCCUGCAAGGACGAGCCAGAAUUCAGAACGCUGACUGAGCAGGAGAUGGACUUCCACUUGAGCGCCAUCGCCGAAAGGGAUUAAAACCUCGCGCCUUUUUUAUUUAUAUUUUGUACCUCCGUAGGUAAAUAAUUUGUCUUUGUAUGGCAUGAAAUCAGAAUAACAUGUAUGCAAUCACGGAAUGAAAUCGGUAUCGGUUCUUUACAUUCAAUGUUUGAAAAACUGGCGGGCCUCAAAUUACCAGCAUUCUGAAGUGAAGACAUCAAAUGAAGUUUAAAAACAAAGGUCAUUUUGUUGAGUUUUCAGCCAGCUAGAGUUUUUGGUUGCAUUUUUUAUUUAACCGAGUAGUUAAUUUCUUCAACUAGAUAAUGAUCUUAGAUUAAAUACAGGGUUUCGUAAUAAAAUUUAUAGUCA
Molecule: messenger RNA, 1162 nt
Organism: Hyalella azteca
Lineage: Eukaryota; Metazoa; Arthropoda; Malacostraca; Amphipoda; Hyalellidae
Product: proteasome subunit alpha type-6
Exons: 7
Coding region: 92-832 (246 amino acids)
Biological process (GO): ubiquitin-dependent protein catabolic process
Cellular component (GO): proteasome core complex, alpha-subunit complex; proteasome core complex; nucleus
Source: RefSeq, a predicted model, not a curated record